Molecule: messenger RNA, 1875 nt
Organism: Colletotrichum orchidophilum
Lineage: Eukaryota; Fungi; Ascomycota; Sordariomycetes; Glomerellales; Glomerellaceae
Exons: 3
Biological process (GO): DNA-templated transcription
Cellular component (GO): nucleus
Molecular function (GO): zinc ion binding; DNA binding
Source: RefSeq, a predicted model, not a curated record
GACUCGAUAGGGCCAAGAGAGAGUAUCGAAUCGGCUUCAUCGGCGUCUCGAUCACCAGUUGAUACCCCGUCGUCUAUCUCAGGGACGCCAGCUGCCUCGACGCAGCCAUACCGCUAUCCCAAUCCUGGGUUCCUCGGAAUUUCGAGCCACUCUACCAUUUUCAAUCAUGUCUUCCCUGGUGACGACUUUGGUGCUGCCUUUGAUGCAAACUCAACCCAGCAGCCCAGCUCCGCCUCACCAAUCGAUCUGGUCGGCAAUCAAGUUGUCAUGGACAAGGCAAUGCAUGCCUUGUCGCGCCUGGAGAAGAUGGACAUCUCCAAAAUCAUACCUCUUAUUCGUUCUUGGCUUGGAAGGGGAGUAAACUUGCCAUUGGCGGGCCCCAUUGUUUCCGAGUGCUUGUGGUCUGUGGAAAAUUGGAAGAGGGUGCUUAAUCCGAUGGCCGACAAUUCCGAAGAGGCUGAUGGCCCUGGCUGCGGUAUCACGAGUGCUGGCUAUGUGGCAACCCUGCUGUCCAAUUCACUGAAGCCUUUCGUAUUGAGCUCUGAAGUAACAAAACAGGAGUUCCUCGCUCAGAUGGUCGGGUCAAACUUGAGGUGGGAGACUUUGGGUAUCUUCUUUGUCGCCGCAGCUAGGGCGGCCUACGACCACCCAUACUUCCCGCCACUUUACACAACUAACGAGCAGCGACGAAGACUCAUGCAUGCAUUGACUUAUAUUGGGGAUUACUGUUUGGAAACAAGCCUCUCUCUUGAUUGUCUAAAUGAUCUUCAGUUGAUUUUUCAGUACGAAAACUUCAUCGUGCAUUCGCAUUUGGACGGAGAUCAGAGCUACCAUUCAUGGAGACGAAUAGGGGAUCUUGCGAGCUCUCUCUUUGCGCUAGGUUAUCACGAAAACAUUGAGAGGAGCAACUUAAAUGUGCCCCCUUUCAUCAUCGAGUUGCGGAAGGCAUGCUUCGCUCGAAUUUAUACAGCGGACAAGGGCUCGGCUGUAUUUCUCGGACGGCCUCCACGAAUAGUGAAGGACUAUUGUCACUUCAACAUACCAAAAGUAAAUGAUGGAUGGAUUGGGGACUAUUCUGACAAUGAAGGGAUGAUUGCCCAACCUGAGCCCAUCAAUUAUAAUGCCAAUACACGUUGUGUCGCCCGUUUCGCGUUUUUGAAGGAGGAGGUGCUACAACUCUUGAGGAGAAAGAACAUUGCAGAUGUCACCAAAGACAUUAGCGAUUUACAUGAACAGAUCGAAGCGCUGUGGCAAGAUUUGCCGAGUCAUUUCAGGCUCUGUACAAGUCUCAGAGAGUGUCGACAAGAUCCAUUCGAACGGGACUUCUUAGCCCAUAUCAGGCUAGAUUAUCUGCAAAACCUGUUCCUUCUGGGGCUUGUUUCCCAACAACCCAUCUCCGAGCCCAACGACGACCUAUUGGACGUUGCGAUAGAAAUGCUAUCCAUCGUAGUUGAGGUCAUCCUCCUGCGCAACCAGCUGGUCAACUCUGGGACGUGUCUGAUUUGGAAAGUAGCGCAAUACGGGCUACCCGCUGCGGGUGUCAUCUCGCUGGCGCUAUUGAAGGCCACUGCAUCUGACGUGUUUCUGCACUCGCGGUCCAAGAUGAUUCAAGACCUCAGCGUUCUCGUCGCCGAGACGAGGACAGGGGCUUGGAUCCAGGCUGGCGAACCGAAUUUCGCGUUGUUUACCCGCGCAACUGGAACGAUUCAGACAAUGCUCGACUCUUUGCUCGCUGCGAGACCAACAGCAGAAGAAGUUCAAACGUCAGAUGAUGCCCCAGUCGAAGUCUGGGAGCCUUACGCCAACCAUCAGCUGUGGGACUUUGAGAUGGAAUUCUGGUCUAAUCUCGCAGAGCAUCCUACUCUUCUUUCUUGA